AUGAGAACGAAACCACAAGUAUCGUCGGCAAGAGGUGCAACGAAAGAGGUUCUCACCGAGUAUUUCUUCCAAUUCGGUAGUUCUACUGACAAUAGCAAUAUGAUAUCUUAUCAUUUCGAAUUCACCUGUGAGUUCACUUUUGGUUGCUAUAACAUUACUCACGAUAAACUUGUGGUUUACAAUGUUAAUGGUGAUUAUGAUACACACGAAUUGCUGGAUUUUAUCAGAUUAGGAAGCAAACAUUGGUCUGAUUUAUGUAAAGUUGAACUUUCAACAGCGUUUUCCCCUGAUCUUGUAGAUACCACUAAAUAA
Heterostelium album PN500 is the source of this 312-nucleotide messenger RNA. RefSeq lists its product as uncharacterized. Bases 1 to 312 code for a protein of 103 amino acids. The transcript is spliced from 4 exons. NCBI's taxonomy places the organism in Eukaryota, Evosea, Eumycetozoa, Acytosteliales, Acytosteliaceae. The record is from RefSeq and is a predicted model, not a curated record.